This is a messenger RNA of Lampris incognitus (smalleye Pacific opah), 1590 nucleotides long. Its product is annotated as nuclear factor 7, brain-like. The coding region runs from base 1 to 1590 and encodes 529 amino acids. The record is from RefSeq and is a predicted model, not a curated record. NCBI's taxonomy places the organism in Eukaryota, Metazoa, Chordata, Actinopteri, Lampriformes, Lampridae. The transcript is spliced from 5 exons. Gene Ontology annotation, molecular function: protein binding; zinc ion binding.
AUGGGGACUGUCGAGCACACCUUGAAAUGUCCCAUCUGCCAAGACCUCUUCACAGAUCCUGUGGCACUCCCAUGCGGACACAAUUUUUGUCUCAGCUGCAUCCGUGUUGUCUGGAAUGCAGAUGUCUCUGAGGUCGUUCCCUUCUUCUGUCCAGAGUGUCAGAUCUUCCUUCCCUCCAACCUCACCCUUAAGGUGAACACCAGCUUGAAGGAAAAAGUAAAGGACUUCACCAUCAACGGGCCGGUGACAAUGGGGCUAUCGACAAUGGCUCCGAGCAGGCCGACAACACCGUCUCCGACUAUCCACUGUGACCACUGCAUAGAGACAGCAUCAGUGGCCAUAAAGACAUGUCUUACCUGUGAUGCCUCCCUGUGCCAAGCCCACGCUCUGCUACACCAGCAGAGAGAAGCUCUGAGGGAACACACGCUGGUGGAGGUGACUGGGGAUCCUUUAUCUCUAAAGUGCAAGGAGCAUCGGGAAGAGCUGAAGCUCUUCUGUAUGGAAGAUAGGGUCCCUGUAUGCUGCUUGUGUGUCCUCGUUGGGCUGCACAAGGACCAUCAGGCAACCCAACUCCACAAAGCCUGCUCAGACUUCAAGAAGUCUGUUGCCGUUUUCAGAGAGAGAAUCUCAGACAAAUACAGCCGAAUUCGGGUCGUGCUUGAUGGCGAUGAACGUCUGAUGAUGCAGAUAAUAGACACGGAGGAGACGUACAUGACAGAAUGGCUGGAGGCCCAAAGGGGCAUCAUGGAGGCCCAUAUCAAAGAGAUAGAUAACCUGAGAGCCUCCAGCAAAUCACUCCUCAAAGAAACAAAUGACUUGAGAUUCCUAUGGCAAAUCACAGCACAGAGUCUUGGCAAACCUUUGGAUUUGCCACCGAUCGGUGAAGUAGACAGAGACCUGUGUGACCUUGAGAGGAUGAGAACGGUGGAGAGGCUGGUGGAUGACCUCUCCGUGGCUCUGUCCCAGCACCUUCCCAGGAUGUGGUCAUACCUAACUACUCCUACACUGGACCCCAAGACAGCCCACCCGAAAAUAGAUGUUUCCCAGGACAGGAAACAGGUGUGCUGGAGCAAGCAACCUCAUGAUGAGGCUCCAGGCUCGUGGCGUUAUGACACUCAGUACAGUGUCCUGGCUCAGGAGGGCAUUAAUACUGGUCAGCAUUACUGGGAGGUUCUUGUGCAGGAAAAACCUUACUGGCUUAUUGGUGUAACCACCGGGCCAGCCCCGAGUGAAGAUCGUACAGCCCAGAACAUCCCUAGCCUGGGUGUGAACAAAUCCUUCUGGUGCAUCUACCAUGGAGAUGGACAGUACCUGGCAUGCAAUGACGAACAGGAGAAACAGCUUCCGGUUGGGCUAAAGAGAGUCAGAAAGCUCGGGAUCCUAGCGGAUUUCCAUAAGGGGGAGCUGUCCUUCUAUGAUGCCGACACUCUGACGCUGCUUCACCGUUUCUCCUUGCAGAGCACAGAGCCUCUCUACCCCAUGCUUAACCCUUGCAUUGACGUGGACGGCCUGAACAGGCAACCUCUCACCUUGUUUUGGCUUAGGGAUAACUAUAAGUGCCAUGUAAACACAGAGGAAGGUAAACAAUGA